UUCAUAGCUAACGGCCGUUUUAAACGGACCGACUUUUUUGUCAAAAUUUUCGACAUUUGUCUUUCAAAAACUUGGAACCUGUGUGCAGUCAUUUUAAACGUGUGACGUGAACUUGUGCAACUUGUGUAAAAAAAAAUGACGCCGUCCGUGAGUUGUAGCGCUCACUUCGAGAGAACACACACGACACAGCACAAACCGCGGAAAACACGACAUCAUGGACACCGACAUGGAUAUCACGACCACCCAGCGUGGCCGGCAGACCAAAACCCCGGCGAAAUUCCAGCAGACGGGCUCUCUCGGUGCCGCCGUAGGCGGUGGAGGCUUGCUCUCCAGCAAGAUAGUGCUGCUGCCUGGCAUCUCGGGGAACACUCAUGUUACCACGGGAGGCGCUGCCGCCACCAACACUC
Messenger RNA from Ectocarpus sp. CCAP 1310/34, 407 nucleotides. The record is from the annotation of a GenBank genome assembly. NCBI's taxonomy places the organism in Eukaryota, Phaeophyceae, Ectocarpales, Ectocarpaceae.